AGGCUGUGACAAGCAGCAGUUCAGGAACACCAUGCUUUAAAUUGGAGUAUGUUUUUCUCCCUGCCCUCUUGUCCUCCUCCCUCCCUCCCUCUGGUAGUUAAACAAGUUUCACCUGCAUUACAUGUACACUUGCCAAAAGGGGAGAGAAGCAUAGCUAGGAAUCAGCCACAAAGACUUUUCUUUUGGGAGGACAACUGAAUAUUUAUUUUUCCAUCCUGUAUUUUUUUUGGAGCCUAUAACAAAAAGCCUUGAUUUCUUCUGCAAUUUAUUAGCUAUUAUUUGCUGUGAAGUUUUCUUUUUCUCUUCCAAAAAUUAAACCUAGUGAUCUUUUAAUUUAACACUCAUAUCUUCAUAUCUACCUAAUACAGCCAGUGAAAGGAUUGCGCAGAAGUUGGUGUUACAGGAUUAUGCAGAAGUCGGUGCCAAACACUUCUGGCCUAUAAAAAUUUAAUGCAAUGCCAGCUGGCCCGCAUGGAUAAAUUGGGCUAUGAUGUUAUUUCCCACUGGUUUUUUUCAGUGAAACUUGAACAUGCUCUGACAUGAAAUCUGCAUCACUGAAAUAGAUUGUCACACUCGUCGUCUGGAUUUAUUUUGGAAGUGCUGAUACGACUCCUGAAGGCUGAUAGUCGGGUUUGUGGUUAGAUGAAGUUACCUGGUCGUGCUAUUUUGGAAGUCGAGUUUUAGUCGCUUUUAUUGCUUGGUUAUAUUUGCAAAAGACACUUUGUUUAAAGAUGUUUUCGUGUGGCAGUCAUACUGAGAGUUUAGUCUGGCAGAAGUUGCUCGGUGUCGGGCUGCUUGUGCUCGCAGCGCUGACAGUGAGGUGUGAAGGGGGAAAGAUGCCACUCGAGGACACAUUCAGACUUGGCUACAGACUGACGGAUGUGGCCGAGAAUCUGCGCCUCCAUGUAGACUCUGUAGUUGGAGCCCACACAACCAAGAAGUGUUUGACGUUCUUGGACAUGGCGCUGCAGUUUGUAGCAGAAGGUGCUGCCGGCGGCCUCAAUGUCAUCGCUGUGUAUGUGGCUGAGAUUCUGCGCGCCACUGGAGUAGGCGAUCCUGGGUACAUCCCUCACUUCAGCCCUGAGGGCAUGGCCUUUGCAGCGAAGUGGCUAUUACUGGCGAUGAUUAGUUACUGGCUGCUGUGUGCCGUGUUGCGUUUAUCUGUAGCAUUGCUAAGGCGGGGAUUCUGGAUGCUGAAGGUCAUCGUGGUCAUGUGGAUCUUCAGUCGGAUCGUCAGUGAUCCAAAAGCCUCCUCUGACACCAUGAUUGCACGUUUGUUCAUGCUGGUGUUGUUUGCUGCUGUGUGGAGUGUAGCCACCGGGGGGAAGAGCAGGACAGACCUGAGCAGCCUGGAGAGUCGACUGGCAAAUCUGGAGACCAGAGUGGCAGUGAUGGAGAAGAGUAAAACGGAGUGAUGAGAGACUAAAUAAAGGGAUGUGUUUAGAGGGUAUGGAGAGAGAUGGAAGAAAGGAGGAGGAGAAGGAUAGAGAAUUAAAUAGACAUUAUAGAUUACAUACUGCAAUAUAUAGCUUUUUGGGGUUACUUUUUAAAAUCUAUUUCAUUUUUUUCUUUUUUCAACUUGCAAGGUUUUAAAAUUUUUUUCAAGAAUUUUGAAGUCACAAUGUACAAUGAAACACUUCACAGACACAAACUCUUCACAGGUUUGCAUAUACAAGUGCCUAAAAUGGACUCCAUCUUCUGAAUGUGGUGUUUAAUCACUAAAAGCUAAGUUACUCAGCUUAGUGGAAAGACAAUGUGAUUUCUACAUUGAUCAUGGAUCUAAGAGAAGCUGUGAUGUCAUUGUUAAGUUCACUGUGAUUAUAGUGGAAUGGAAAAACCCAUAAUAAACCAGAAUAAAUCAC
Pangasianodon hypophthalmus (striped catfish) is the source of this 1862-nucleotide messenger RNA. RefSeq lists its product as uncharacterized. The record is from RefSeq and is a predicted model, not a curated record. The transcript has 3 exons. Bases 732 to 1415 code for a protein of 227 amino acids. Lineage: Eukaryota; Metazoa; Chordata; Actinopteri; Siluriformes; Pangasiidae. Gene Ontology annotation, biological process: cellular response to gamma radiation; intrinsic apoptotic signaling pathway in response to DNA damage by p53 class mediator.